UUCUUAUUUAUUUAUUUUUUUUUUACAUUGUUUGCAAACUGAUAUGUGACACGUAUUAAUGCCAAAAUAACAUGCAAAACAGGCAAUCCCCCAAAACAUGUGGGGUUCAAAACAGGUGGGGCUCUGAAUAAUGGGUCGCCACUGGUCAGGCCACAUGUAAGACCAGAGUGCUUGUUACAGUGAGAUACUGUUCUAUUACUGGUACUGCAGCUAUAUUUUAUUUCUGCUUUACACCCUGUCCAGUAUUAUCCAUUAGAAGGCAAUGCAGUGUGUUUAUAUGAGACACACAUUGCUCCAUCAAGCAAAGUUUCACUUAAUUUCUAUUUCUACAUAAACACACAUCAAUCUCAUAGAUUUUCUGCAACCACAUCUAACUUGUCUUUCAACUUCUGUAAUCUACAUAAUUACUUGGCAUCAUGACUCACUUCAAAUGAAUUGUCAAAAUAAAAAUAUAUCAAUGAUAUAAAUCCUUUAAUUUGAAUUGGUUUGAUUUGAUGUAGAAAGAUGGACAGCUUUAUCUCACAGUCCUAUUAGCAGGACGAACUGUACAUGUGUGAUUGCAGGUGUGGGAGGAGACAUGAUUUCGCUAUUCAGGAAGUGCAAGCAGUGACAACACUUUUAUUUUAUUUAUUUUAUUCAACGAUGGAUGUACCACAAUUAGGGUAUGCUAUUAUGUCUAUUGUUGAUGUACUAAUUUAGGUGAAGUAGUCAUUUUCAUAUUUGCUUGUGGCUAGAUUUUGGAUGUCUGAUGUUCCGUCAUAUAGAAGAUGAUGAUUGAACAAUACUUUUGAAAUGACUGGCAUUACAUGAUUUCAACAUAGAACCACAGGAUUUGUAAGCACAUUUAAAUUUCAACACUUGCAGAGUUUUGACUCUCUUGCACAUUUUGAGAUGACCACUGAACUGUGGUUAAGCAUAAACACAUUGAAGUUAACAUUUAGGACAGUUUCAAUUCGAGUCUACGUGACGUAUGAAAUCCGCCAUUAUGACUCAGCCAUGAACAUGUGCAUUUUUUCGGCAACAGACCCAUCCAUGACUGGAUAGCUCUUCAGAGGACACAUGAAAGUUUAAUUAUGGAAGCUGGGCAGUUGGCAGAACCCACCAGCACUGAUGAUAUGAUUAACCUGAGUUGCCUAUUGGCUGGGGGAAGCUAUGGUGCAUACCAGUUCGGCAAUACUUGUGUUAUAGACUCCAUUUUGGCUGGAAUUCAUGUUCUUGCCAAAAUGUAUCCCCAAAUUCGAGAUUUGUUCACGAGGGAUAACAAAAUCAAUGCGGUUAUACGUUUCCUAGACUUCGCCAAGGUCAAUGAGGCAAAGGCACUGUGGCUUAUUAACUUGAGCCUUCGUAAGGAAAAAAACCUCAUGCAAAAUGAAUUUGUAGAUAUCAGAGGUUAUGUUAGAGACCACUUGUCAAACUUCAUUGAACUGGUAUGUGCCAACUUCGACUAUGAUGACUCGCAAUCAAGCUCCACACCAUGUGACACAGUUCUCAACAACAUAUUGAGGAAGUUUGAGGAUUACGGUGAGGUAAAACCCUUAGGCACUUCUCGUCAUGAACCCAAACUCAUCCUGGUAGACAUUGAUGACCGGAUGUGUAUCCUACCUCCCCUCUCCAUCACUGAUGAUUAUGAAAGGACAUACGAGCUCCAGUUCCUCCUGAUGGGACAGAGUACAUCCCUGUCCAACCACAUGGUCCUGUUCCUGUGCACUCAGCUGACUGGCAGAUGGAUGAUCUAUGACAACAUGAAAACACCCCUGGUCCAGGACAUUGGUGUGAGUGAACUACAGAGAGCUACAGAGAGGGACAAGUAUGUUUCCUAUCUUGCUGCUUAUGUGAAGAAAGAAUAAUAAUAAGGCUGCUUCGGGAGUCAAGGGCAUCCUCUUUAGAUUUUAGUUCUGUAUUUCCGAGAUCCUGUCCCAACUACAACUAUUAGCAUUAUAAAAAAAUCCCCAUAAAAUUCUGUCAAUUUAAGAUAGAGAUGUUUUUUUGCAUUGGUGGUAAAGGGUAACAGAGCUUAGGCCAUGUUUGUCAGACCAUGAGACAUCCCGAAAAUCGGUCUUUUCACAAAAUCGUCUGUAGUGUUUGAACAGUUUAGCCUAUAAAACUAUUAUAACCCCUCUAUUGAAAGAUGAGACUCUCGCGUCUGAAGUUGGUACAGAAGUUGGUGCCAACAUCUGUCUGUAGUCUCCGAACAGUUUGGAGUACACACUAAUGCUUCUCUGUGGAAAGGUGACAUGCCUCACAAGACUCCUCUGAAGGUGUCCCGGUACCAGUUGAAAAAAUGAGUACAAGUACAACACUGUUCAAAAGUUUGGAGUCACUUAGACAUUUCCAUGUUUUUGAAAGAAACUUUU
Oncorhynchus mykiss (rainbow trout) is the source of this 2354-nucleotide messenger RNA. RefSeq lists its product as uncharacterized. NCBI's taxonomy places the organism in Eukaryota, Metazoa, Chordata, Actinopteri, Salmoniformes, Salmonidae. The record is from RefSeq and is a predicted model, not a curated record.